Messenger RNA from Ixodes scapularis (black-legged tick), 9662 nucleotides. RefSeq names its product voltage-dependent L-type calcium channel subunit beta-1 (gene Ca-beta). Gene Ontology annotation, biological process: chemical synaptic transmission; regulation of voltage-gated calcium channel activity; calcium ion transmembrane transport. Gene Ontology annotation, cellular component: voltage-gated calcium channel complex. The transcript has 13 exons. The coding region runs from base 1553 to 3472 and encodes 639 amino acids. The record is from RefSeq and is a predicted model, not a curated record. Gene Ontology annotation, molecular function: protein binding; high voltage-gated calcium channel activity. Lineage: Eukaryota; Metazoa; Arthropoda; Arachnida; Ixodida; Ixodidae.
UGACUAAUGGGGCCUCUAAUUCGGGUGUCGUCCCGUUCCCAGUUCAGCCCUCUUGCGGCCAGUCCUGCCGGGAGCUCGAGAGUUUGCGUGAGGCGUCGAGAAACUCGUACCGUGGCAGUCUGCGUCUUCGACUCGCGCCUCUCGGUAUUUUUUUUGUUUGUGGCGUGUCGUCGAGAUUCAGGCUUGGAAUGUUUGUUUGAUUUCGAGGUGUUUCGGAACGCGCGAGCGCAGCUGAAUUGUCGUCUGCAACGAGUCGUCCGCUGCGAUCGUCGUCUGCUACGAUUGUCUGCCCGCUAGAAGCGUCGUCUGCUCGGGGCACCGUCUGGUACGGACUUGACCUGCGGUGCUUGCCGUCUGCUAAAAUAUACAUAUAUAUCUGUAUUUUUCUGGGGGAGGGGGAGGGGGGGGGGCUGAUUUGUUAGGAGCGCCGUCUACCGGGCUUCGCUUGCGAGGACGUUGUCUGCUGGAAGUGUCGUCUGUUUCUGACAUGGUCUGGUAGGAUUUGGACGGAGACUGCUGUCUCCUCGAUUGUUUCGGAACGUGACCUGCUACGAGUGUCGUCAGCUACGGGCUUCGUGGACGAAGACAUCGACUGCUAGAAGCAUCGCCUGUUCCAAGGACUGUCUUUUAAUACAUAACGAGUGCUAAAAACAUCGCCUGCCACAGGGUUUGUGUGCGAUUGUUUCCCGUUAGAAAAUCUUGCCAACUUUGCGCGUUCCAUGGGCGUCUUCUGCUACCAGCUUUGGGGAUUACUUCUCGGUACAUCGUGUGCUUGGGACAUCGCCCGUUUUCAGACAACGUCUAGCCUAGACUUAUCUUGCUACAAGGAUAUGUGCUCGGGGGGCGGGAUCAGGCUCUUGGCCUCGAGCAGGCAGAUGGUGACGUGCAGCCGUCAUUCUGUGGUUGUCCACUAAAAGGUUAGUCUAUUUCAAACUCUGACUGCUACGAACCUCGUGUGCUUACGGAGUUCCCCUUGUAUGGACAUCGUCUGCUACUGUUGUCGCCUGCUGGUGUGUCGGAUACAUCCUUUUUUCGUCACGUUGGUCGUCUGUAGCCAUCGACGUUGGCUACGUUUGUCGUCUAUAAACUUUUUCGUUAUCGACAUUUGCCGUCUGUCGCUUUCGUCGUUGGCGUAGUUUGUCUUAUGUUGCCUUCGUCGUUGGCUAGAUUGGUCGUCUGUCGCCUUCAUUACUGAUCGAUUACAUCGUCUGCUAUAGUCUCAACGCUCGUUACGUUCCUGUCUUGGUUUCUGUUUGAUAUUUCUUUGAAAUUAGUAUUUUCUUUCUUCUGCCUCGCUCGGCUUAUUCCGUGCCUGUUUUUUUUUUACUUCUCUGCAGUGCUUGCCGAGAGCUGACUGCUGCGUUGGGCCGCUUAGUUCUCUGGUUUGCUUCUCGGGAGCAGAACUUUCUGUGUGUGCCAGAACGCCCGGUCUCUCUGUCGUGCUGCAGUGUCGUCGUGGUGCUUGUGUGGUGUUCGCGCUGAGCAGACCCAGUCUGUGGGUGACCACGAGUGGAUUACCUGAUUGCCGGCGGAUGCCACUAAUCGCCCGGCAAUGAGAAGCCGGAAGGAUCAUCACCACCAUCACUACCGCCUGAAUCUCUACAGACGGAGGGGAUCUGCAGACUCCAACUACAGCCAGCCGUCGUCCGACCUCUCCUUAGAUGAAGAUCGCGAAAACACGCGGCGGGAAACUGAGCGCCUGGCACUGGCAAAGCUACAGUCGGCAAGGGAGAAGCUGGUAGCAUUUACAGUGCGCACCAACAUGGCCUACGACGGCACGCUGGACGACGACUCCCCCGUCCACGGCUACGCCAUCUCGUUUGGCGUCAAGGACUACCUUCAGAUCCUGGAGAAGUACAACAACGACUGGUGGGUAGGACGGCUCACAAAAGAAGGCUGCGACAUGGGUUUCAUCCCGAGUCCGGCAAAACUCGAAAACCUCAUUCUGCAGCAGACGCAGACGAGGAGCACGAAGCUCUACUCAAGCAAAGCCGGUGGGUCUAGUAACAUAGGUGGCCUCGUGAGUGGGGUCCUGUCCAACUCAAAGUCUUCGAAUUCCAGGGGCUCCACGCCACCCACGCCAGACCAGAACGGGCUGGAGAGCAACGUGGAAGAAAGCGACAGUCCGGGCAACACCAAGUUGGGACGAGGCGUCAUCACCACACUCCCUGCCAAGGAGAAGCGAAAACCCUUCUUCAAGAAGUCUGAGAGCCCAUCCCCGUACGACGUAGUGCCUUCUGUGCGACCAGUGGUGUUGGUGGGGCCUUCUCUCAAAGGCUACGAGGUGACAGACAUGAUGCAGAAAGCACUGUUCGACUAUCUGAAGCACCGCUUCGAAGGCAGGAUCAUAAUAACCAGAGUGACUGCGGACAUAUCACUGGCAAAGCGCACGGCCGUCAACAAUCCCGGCAAGCGGGCCAUCAUUGAACGAGCAAACAGCAGGUCAUCUUGCAUGGCCGAGGUGCAGGCAGAAAUCGAACGUAUCUUUGAGCUGGCACGAACCCUGCAACUUGUUGUCCUUGAUUGCGACACCAUCAACCACCCUUCCCAGCUGGCCAAGACAUCACUGGCGCCCAUCAUGGUCUACGUCAAGAUAUCCUCCCCAAAGGUGCUCCAGAGGCUGAUAAAGUCUCGGGGCAAAUCUCAGAGCCGGAACCUCAACGUGCAGAUGGUGGCAGCGGAGAAGCUGGCCCAGUGCCCGCCCGAGCUGUUUGACGUGAUCCUGGACGAGAACCAGCUGGAGGAGGCGUGCGAACACCUGGCAGAGUUCCUGGAGACGUACUGGCGGGCCACCCACGAGAACCUGACGGAGAACUACGCCCAGCUGGUGGCAGCCACCCCGAACACCCCGGCCAUCGUGGAGAUCCCCGAACAGAGGGCCCCCUCCGCCCGGCUGGCAGAGGACCCGCUCCUCAAGGAGGAGGAGGAGCAGGAGGUCUCCGCACGCUCCCGGGAGGGCCAGUGGCGGCAGCAGCGCAUGCAGCAGGAGCACCAAGUCCGCCAGCAGCACCCCCUGCAGCAGGCGGGGGGCGGCAGCUCCGGGCUGGGUCGCCCCGUGGCGCCCCAGGUGCGCACCAGAGCGCAGCACCACUCCUACCCCGGGGAGCGCAGGCUGCCCAGGCAGCCCGGAGAGGUGUCCUCUCCAGAAGGCGACCUCUUCCCCACGGACUACCGGACAGACGAGCCGUACUCGGACCCAACGCGCGUCCCGACAGACUACUACGGCGACGUGCCGAUGCGGCCGGCACCGGUCAUGGCCACGUCGUAUCGGACGAGCAACUUCGACGACUGGGACAAUGCACCGGACCCUUACAUGGAGGACAAGUUGGAUGAGACGCCGCACUCGCACCCUAGGCACCACCAUGCGCACCGUUCCGACUACGUCCGUGAAGACGACGACGACAGGGAGUACCGUGGCGGCGAAGGAUCCACGCUGCACCGGGGACAGAAGUAUCCGGUCAACGUGCUCUAAUGGCCGCCGCUCAAGCCGCUUUUGGAUCGCUGUCGUCCAGGGAAGAUAAACGCCGUCUUGGCCUGGGGAACAAAUCUCCCCACAUUGUACCCAGUUUGGGGAAUUGUUCCAGGGACAAGGGAUCCCCAGAUAUGCACCAUGUCUCGGUCUGGGGAAUGGACAUCCCCAUAUUGUCCCUAAUCCGGGAAAGAGCGAUUCCUCGAAUUUGCGCCGCUGUGUCGGUCUGGGGAAUGGACAUCCCAGAAUCGUCCCCUAGUCUGGGGGCGAGGGAUCCCCAGAUAUGCGCCAUGUCGUGCCACGGGGGGCUCUGAAACUGCCCCCCUCCUCUCCCUUCCUCCGCCCCCACUCACUUUUUCGCCAACUUCGUGUGGCGGGUUCGUUUCCGCCAUGCGGGACGCUCUCUCCUCUCGCUGCUCAACGCUCGACGCCGGAAAAAGCUGCCGCUGUCGACAAACGCGUUUUUCAGGUUGAGACAUAUGGUGUGGCAGCCAUUUUUAUUUUGAGUUUGUUAGUGUUUUUUGAGGUUGUGUCUUAAUAACAGAAAUCGGGAAGCGUCUGUGUCCGACACCAUUGCUGGAGAGAUUAGGCAUUGCUUGGUUCACACUUGCGCUGUGUAUUGCCAACGAGGCGUCUUAAUUUCUCGGUCGUUCUUCAAUGGGUCAGCUCUUGAACAGUUGAGUUGAACUGUCUGCUCAUUUAAGUGAGCGGAAACUUCAGACUCCCCGAAUUCUUUUUAGAAAUGCGCGCAAAAGGCAGGCUGAAGAGGUUAAGACUCCUCGGAGACUCCGGGGAAUGCUUAAGAAAAACUGCAACUGUAAUGUCUUUUUGCGAGGAAUGCUCGCAGCAUUGUUUCAGUUGAAGCAUGCCGGUUUCUAGCGAUCCCGAUUACCCUUUUCUAGUCCCUUAUUUAUUCUUCACUCCGAAAGAAAGCCUUUGGUCGCUCUUACGGGGUAUGCAUCGUAAGAGACCUCCAGAACCCCAUUUUUCGGCAAGUUGUUUUCUUUCGAGCUUCUAAAGCUUUUUGGCGCCUUACAUCUGCUGAGCCUGUCAAAGUACUUGUUAUUGUUUUGGAUUAGUCGCUCGGUUACUUUUUUUGUGGCUGUUAACUUCCAAUGCUUUCCAUAAUAUGACUUACAGUAAUGCUGUUUCGUAGAAUAUUUAUUGACAACUUGCAGACCGCUGCAUACUAAAGUUUUCCAUGUGGACAGAUGCCAACAGUUGAUCAGAAUCAUUUUAUCUAGGAUCUUAGUUUUUUUUGCCCUUUUCCUUUGUCAUAGUUGUGCGUGCAGCAGGAAACCCACAUUCUCGAAAUCUGCCGAAGGACCUUUGAUCCCGAACCAUGCCAGUGGUGCAUUACCUGCUGGCUUACCGCGCUUAAGCAACCAGUGUAUUUUGUAUUUUCUUAGCUCUUUUAGUGGGGCGAGCCCUUUCAAGUUCACAAAAUAUCUCAAGGACUGCUGCAUUUUGUUUAUUUCGCGCUCAUAAAAUAGGUUGUGAGCUGUUCGUCUCGACCUUUGUUUCACGGUGCCUACUUUCCUAGGCAGCGUUUAAAGAGGGUCCCGAAAUGCGGCGUCGUUUUCUAGAGACGCGUGGGACGUUGCACGGGUUUGGCGAUUGCAAUGGCGGACGAUCCGUCUUGGCCGGAGGAGAGUUAAGUUAGGGUCCUUAGCUUCGUUAAGAUGGCUUUGCCCGUGCAUUAUUUUCCCCCAACUCUUUGUCGAGAAUGCCAACAGGAGCAUUCUGGGUGUCGAACGUAGUUUGUACUAACAGACGCCUAGAUUUGUAAGUUUCGGCUCCGUUGCAGUUGGACUCGUCCCUCGGAGCCGAGCCCAGUUUCUAACGGUCGUUCCGACCUCCACUCGCGUCGGCCGCAGUUUUCUACGUGCCUGUAGGCAAGAGACCACAACACAGAGUGGGGGACUGCAAGUUCCAAAGCGCCCACACGGUUUGAUCCCUUCUCUUCUUUCCCCUCUCUCUAGCUCCCUCUCUGGCUUCGUUUUUGUAACUCGAAGGCAACUCUGGGCGUGGGCCUCAAACUGCUCCGACUUUUGGGUCCGGUUACUGCAGCUCUCGCACUUUGCGUCCGCGCGCACUAAUUGGCCGGGAUUAGUUGGUGUUGACUUCAGCCACGAGAUGUUUGCGGUUUUGUUCUGUACGGGCCGACUUGCAAACUUUCCUUCAUCUUGGAUGAAAAUCUUUCUUGUCCUGUUUCUUGAGAGUGAAGGGCAUAGGGCCUCUUUUGGGAGUGGUGACGGACGAGCUAUUGCCGUUUCAAAGUUGGCAGAAGGGUUACGUUCGAAUGACACCUUGACUCGAGCUCAGCGUUGUCCUUUGAUUUUUGCGGAGAGCGGCCCCAACUCAAAAUUGUGUCGUCGGUCAGGGUCAACCAUUUCACCGAGGCGGUUAAAAUUCGGAAAACGCUCUUAUCGUAGGUGUCCCAGGUGUCGUAAACAGCGGCGUUUUAAUGAGCGACAGUUGGAUCAGUUAGCCCGGGGAAGGCCUGUAUGGAGUUUUAGUUGCUGAGACUCGUUGGGUGCAAAACAAUUUCAGAGCAGACGGACGCGUAUAAAGCAAGACGCAAACAUAUGCGCGUAUAAAAUCAUCAACACGGUCUAGGACGCAGGACCCAAAGAGCUUUGCGGCACUCUUUUCUCGACGCUGCCUUAAUGACGUGUUCAGGAACGAAAACAAGAGUAACGCAGUCACCAGAGUGCUCGAAAGAGGAGAGUGAGAGGCGGACAAAAAUGAUUGGUGUUUCGAUAAACUGUCGGCCCGGCAUCCCCUGGCUUCGAGCGCACUUGAUUCGAGCGCGUAGACUGUUCCUUCCUCCAAGUUUGACUGGCGAUCGUGCGAGUUGCUCACGUGUUGUACUACGUCAUGCUUUUUUCUCUUUUCCCCGAGCUUUGUCCUCGGAGCCAGCUCCUUGAGUAGUUGCUGGUUGCACCACCUGCAAUAGGAAGGGCCAUUCUUUUCCCACUCGGUGUGAAUUUGGAAGAAUGCGGCAUCUUUGUCAACAAUUAGCUUGUUUUUGCCGUCGAUUUGGGGCUCUCGUCGACUCCUCGCUUUGCUACAUGCUCGGCGUCAAUUUGAGCAUCGGUUGCGGCGCAUGUACAUACGUAUAAACCGGGAAGAAUGCUUACUCUGGGUUUGAUUUCUUGUUUGCAUUUCUUUACAGUAGUUUUUGCUAAUAUUUCAUUUGCAGCGAUGGAAGCACCAGUGGCACCACCGACGAAAGUCUGCUACACGUUGCUCCAAAACGUUAUUUAUGCUAAGAAUUGUGCCACAUCCGCGCCGACAUGGCCUCGAACGAAAUGGAAAUAUAAAAUAUUUUCUUAUCGGUCUAUCCUAAUACUCUGAGAAGUGAAAGGAAACAAAAAGGGUGUGAAUAUGUAUUUGACAUUUUAAUAUAUUAAAGCGCAAAAUGAUGAAGGAAAAACAAAAAGACAGGAAAGAGUACUCUGCCCUGUUUUUCUCGUCGUAUAUUAAUAUGUACUACCAACAAGCCCGCCAGAUGGUCUUAAUAUGUUUCACGGUUUCUUUACCCACCGUUUAGGCUUUUUGAUCUUGGGUCAAAGCACAUUCGAGGGCUCGAACACACAUAAUCACAAACCCGCAUACUAGAAGUGCGAGUCCAUGGCAUUCGCAGCGCUUCAUUGGCCUAACCUACGAAAAAACACAGAGAUAGAUGACAAACGCUACGGUGUCGCGCUUUGACUCCGCUCGAUUAGUUGCGUUGACUCGUAGCUUUACCCGUGUUUCGACUUAAGAUGAAGCUUUGCUUCAUCUUAACCACCUAAUCCUGCUUCAAUCUUGCCGACAUUGUCCGAAUUUCCGGACGAUAUCGGCGACGUGGGGAGCUGAAAUUCGCGGCAGAAGUUUGCAAAAUAUUUGCGUGGCAGCCAUUGUAAUGAGACGGACCCAGUGUCUUUUACUGCUGACGACAUCGCUCGAUUGUCGUGUGUGCCGCAUGCCACAAUGGCGUGGCUCCGUGUACCGUGGCACUUGCACCGCAGUGCUAGGAGCAGCGGCUGACGCAGGAAGCACGUGGAUUUGCGCAAUUUGCUCUAACAUUAUGCUUUGUACCAUUACGGGCCAACCUUCUUUGGUCCUCCCGAAUCUGUGCCAAGGAAGGAAACAAAGCUUGGUUCUCUCUUUCGAUCGACUGCUGGACGGGAACGCGCAGCGGUGAACCAAAAAGGCAUCAAAUUUUUCUAUGAAACGUCCAGUGCUGCUUCCAUCGCUGCAUUUGUCAACUCAGAUUGUAGCAUUUGAAGGAAUGGUACUGUCUUCGAAAGUAUCUCCUUAAAAACUUGAAAAUGAGCCAAUCGCUUAAAUUCAGCUAGCACCGAUAAAAAAUGUGAUUGUUUCCAUAGGUUGUUAGCGGCAUAUACUAAGUUACAGGUGAGAGGUGUCCCAUUCACUAAUUGCUAAUCUGGCUAGGGCUUGUCCAAUUGGGAAACUUUAGAAACAUGACAAUUUAAUAGACCAGUGAAGACGUUAUAGGCAUCACCUGUUUGUUCCACUCGAAUCUGUUUGCUUCUGUGGCUGCUGUUUCUGGCAGGACCGGGGCGCUGCUUUAGUUUUUGAGAGGAUCCACAGUACGGUUUUAUCGAUGGCGGAUCACCAGGCGUGUUGAAGGUAGGUCGUAUCGGAACUAGCCCAUCACAUUCCACCAGUUUCUUGGGCCGUCAAGUGUGGUAUCAUAGCAUACAUGACUGCGACCAAUGGGAGAUUGCAUUGGCCUGAUCGGUCAGAUUGAAAAAUCGGACGAAUACCCGUUUUGUGCGAUGCAAGGUUGUGAGGUUUCUAGGUUCAUUCGUAACAAUCCCUAGUCAUGCUUACUCAGUUGAAAGCCUGCCUGCAGUAACGGGAAACAUACCAAAACUCCUUUUGUGCCCUCCAGAUAGCUCCGCAUUUUUUCUUUCAUGUUUUUUUUUUUUGGAAUGCCAGUGCACGGAGCUUUACCGCGACCGUGUACGGUGGUGUGCGAGAGAUCCAGGAGGAAUGCGCGUCGAAGUCGAGUUGCGCCCGUAAGCUGGCGAGAUGCCGGGCCUUAUUCUUGCCACACCAGAGAGGCAGACUUCCUUGGUACCUCCCCCAAGCCACGCUAGUCGAAGCGACUCGUCACAGUAUGCACCGACUGCUACCAACUAGCUGCUAGCACUGUACCUGCUGACCUUCGUGGCACCGUCGAGCUGUUUGGAUGCAGUUUAGAACGCCAUUUCGGCGAGCCUCGUUCGGUCGCGUUCGUCAGUCGAGCGCCACCGAAGGUGGCGAAGAUCUUAAGCCAAUCAAGCGAGGGCCACAUUCUCUUCUUUUCCUCAUUGUACACCGGCUCUGCAAGUUGCAAGGCCCGAGUUCAUUUGCCGCACUCGUCGGACUCUUCCUUCUCGUAGCUACCGCAGCUUUAGUUAGUCUUUUGUCACCCACACCGCAGUUAAGCUUUUUCUAAACGAUUUCGGCGUCGUCGAGUGGUCGGCGAAAGCGUCUUGCGAAGCUCGUCUCUUAGCACAGAUUUGCGCGCCACGAAAUUUCUUUCUGCCACGAAUUUCUGUCAUGGCAGAAUGGCUGCGGCCAGCGUCGCGUCGUGUGGGCGCUUGUCGUGGUGCGGAGAGGGAAAAAGAACUGUUGCGUGUGCACCCGGGUUCCGCAGAGUCGCGCGACACGGUUGUGAAGUGAGAUUCGUCGUCAACCAUCUUUUCAUUUACGUUUAACUGUCUGUGAGAAAGAGCGAGAGAGCUGUUGAGGCUUUGUAAAUAUGUACACCAAGCUCCUUCCCUUCUUUGCCUCUUUUACGAUCUAGCGAGAAGCAGUGAUGCCACGUUUCUCCCCAGUGUAAACAGUGCCGCAGUCGUCGACAUUUUCUACUCAUUCCCUUCCUUCGCGGAAAUAUAUAAAUUAAAUUUGCGGGCGCACGCACCCAAGGCUACACAGUUUUUGACAGAGAAGAAAAACAACAAAAAAGAAAAAAAAACGCUCCAGGCCACGUCUGGGCGUGCUUUGUCAAGAAGUCUUGUGCUUUCUUUCUCCUCUUGAACAAAGCGAUUUCGUAAGAAGAGGCGAGGGAAAUUGGCAUAUAUAUAUAUAUAAAUAUAUACAUAUGCGCAGUGUAUGUGCGCAGAAUAUGUAUAAACAUGACCUGAGUAACCCUCUUUGGCGAUUUGUAAAUAAAGUUAUUGCCAAACACCUA